This is a messenger RNA of Dentiscutata heterogama, 159 nucleotides long. The record is from the annotation of a GenBank genome assembly. NCBI's taxonomy places the organism in Eukaryota, Fungi, Glomeromycota, Glomeromycetes, Diversisporales, Gigasporaceae.
UAAGUAAUGAUGCUUUGAGUGAUGAGAUCGAGUUUGAUAGAAUAAGUGAUGGUAAGUAUGAGGUCAUAGUAAGUGACUAUUUAAGGGCUUUUGGAUCGGAAGUAGUUCUUCCUCUUUUGUCUUUGCUGCUAGCUCGACGAAAGUCUAGCUUUGUUGUUA